Molecule: messenger RNA, 237 nt
Organism: Psilocybe cubensis
Lineage: Eukaryota; Fungi; Basidiomycota; Agaricomycetes; Agaricales; Agrocybaceae
Exons: 5
Coding region: 1-237 (78 amino acids)
Source: RefSeq, a predicted model, not a curated record
AUGUAUCGCGUUCCGGCGAGCUGUCCUGACACGACGUAUCGCCGUCCGCCGAGCGCGCCUGUUACCUGCCUCCUCACUAUUGUGAGACUGACUCUGACUCUAGACUUUGACACGACGUAUCGCCGUCCGCUGACCGGGAUUGGACCUCUGGUGCAUAGAAAUUUAUUACAAGCAAAAACCCUCGACGCUAUGUAUUUCCGUCCGUCGAGCGAGAUUCGGAAUGUUGGCAUGAUUUAA